Entrophospora candida is the source of this 2290-nucleotide messenger RNA. The record is from the annotation of a GenBank genome assembly. NCBI's taxonomy places the organism in Eukaryota, Fungi, Glomeromycota, Glomeromycetes, Entrophosporales, Entrophosporaceae.
AUGUCUCAUUACGAAAGUAAUAAUCUUCCUGAAAAUGAAUAUUCACAAUUCAGUGAAUAUCCACCACAAAUUAGCACACAAAUUUCACAGGACAAUCCCGAUGAAGUUUCCUCACCUUUAUUAACUGAUACUCAAAAUUCUUCUGGUCUUCGUUAUGGUGACAUUCCUAGACGUCAACCAAGACGUUAUAAAACUACCAAGAGAGUAGAGUUAUAUGAAGGAAAUGUAGUUAUAGACUGUCCAGUACCUUCAAAACUUUUAUCAAUGAUUCCAAGGAAAGAUGAAAUCGAAUUUAUUCAAAUGAGAUAUACGGCAUGCACUUGUGACCCUAAUGAUUUUGUAAAACAACAGUAUACACUUCGUCAAAAACAACUUCACAAUCCUCCAAGAUCAACUGAAUUAUUUAUUAUACUUACUAUGUAUAAUGAAAAUGAAGUCCUUUUUGCUCGAACUUUUCAUGGUGUGAUGAAAAACAUUGCACAUUUAUGUACCCGUAAUAAUUCACGAAUGUGGGGUAAAGAAGGGUGGAAGAAAGCAGUAGUGUGUAUUAUAUCAGAUGGUAGAUCAAAAAUUAAUGAAGUCACUUUGAAAUAUUUAGCAGCAAUAGGAGUUUAUCAAGAGGAUGGAAUAUUUCCUGUGCAAGUGAUAUUUUGCUUAAAAGAAAAGAAUGCAAAAAAAAUUAAUUCUCAUCGUUGGGCUUUCAAUGCAUUUGGUCCUAUCUUAUAUCCUAAUGUUUGUGUUCUUCUUGAUGUUGGUACUAAACCAGGAACCACUUCUAUUUAUCAUUUAUGGAAAGCAUUUGAUCUCAAUCCAAAUAUAGCAGGCGCAUGUGGUGAAAUUAUUGCUAUGAAAGGUUCUGGAGGUGUAAAUCUACUAAAUCCAUUAGUAGCUGCUCAAAAUUUUGAAUAUAAAAUUUCCAACAUUCUUGAUAAACCAUUAGAGUCAGUAUUUGGUUAUAUCACUGUAUUACCUGGUGCAUUUUCAGCUUAUCGUUAUGUUGCACUUCAAAAUGGCAAAGAUGGCAAUGGCCCAUUAGCAUCAUAUUUCUUUGGCGAGACUUUACAUGGUGAUGAUGCUGACAUUUUUAAAUCAAACAUGUAUUUGGCUGAGGAUCGUAUUUUAUGUUUUUUGCUGGUUGCAAAACCAGAAUCUUCUUGGGUAUUACAUUAUGUUAAAUCUGCUUAUGCUGAAACUGAUGUGCCAACAAGUGUGUCUGAAUUAGUGGCUCAGAGAAGGCGUUGGUUAAAUGGAUCACUCUUUGCUGGUUUAUAUGCUUUAUUUCACACUUUGGAUAUUUGGAAAACUGAUCAUUCUAAAUUUCGCAAAAUUUUAUUACAAAUUGAAAUGGUUUAUCAGGCCUUUAAUUUGGGAUUUUCAUGGUUUGGCCUGGCAAACUUAUAUUUAUCAUUUUAUAUUAUUGGUAAUUCACUCACAAAUGGAAGUGCAAUUGAAGGUUUAUGGAGUGCAACUACUGGUGAAAUUGUUUUUCAAUUCUUACGAUAUGUUUAUUUAACACUAUUAGUUCUACAGUUUAUUUUGGCAAUGGGAAAUAGGCCUCAAGGAGCAAAAUGGGCCUACAUAGUUUCAAUAAUAUUUUAUGCUGGAAUUAUGGUUUAUGUGUUAUUUGCAACAAGUUGGUUAACCUAUCGAGGUGUUCAAAUUCAAACCAAUGAUUUAAGUGAUCCUGAUGCAACAAUUUCAACAGCAAGUAUUAUAUUUGGAAAUCAAACUUUUAGAAAUAUCAUAUUGUCAGUAAUAUCAACUAUAGGCUUGUAUUUAUUGGCUAGCUUUAUGUUUUUAGAACCUUGGCAUAUGUUUACAAGUUCAAUACAAUAUUUGUUGUUGAUUCCUUUUACCAUUAAUGUAUUAAAUGUUUAUGCUUUUUGUAAUGUACAUGAUGUCAGUUGGGGAACAAAAGGUGAAACAAAAGUAAAACAAGACCCGGGACCAGUAAUCAUAACAAAUCCAGAAAAGGGUACAGCUGAAGUUGAAGAGCCAACUGAACCAAAAGAUGUUAAUCAAGCAUAUCAAGAUGCAGUAGAAGAAAUAUCAUCAUUCUACACAGAGCCACCUAAAAAGCGAUCAAAAGAUGAAAAAAUAGAUGAUUAUUAUAAAGCUUUUCGUACAAGGGUUCUUUUGGUUUGGAUUUUAACAAAUGCUGCCUUGGUAGCAGCAAUAACCAAUUCAAGUGAAACCUUAACUCAGUUAUUACCACAACAAGAUAGAUCUAAUCUUUACAUGACUUUUAUACUGUGGUCAAUUGUUGGUUUGGCUGCAUUUAGAUUUUUUG